AUGGCUGAAGGAACGUACGAGUACGAGUGUAUGCGGGCGGAACUACUCGAACUGGCCAAGCCCACCCGGGAGGAGUUCGAGGAGAAGAUGCGGCUGCGGCAGGAGGCACAAGUCGAGGAGCAGCUCACCGAGGAGCUGAAGGAAGUGGACCUGCAGGAAGAGUCUAUCCAGUCCACCUCCGGCAAGAUGGACGAGCUGAACAACAUUCUCAGCGUGACGCAGCAAAAGAUCAACAAGUUUAAGGUGGCGUGCGGGAGUCUCACCAGCCUUCUGAAGCUGCGCCCGUCGACACCGAGCAGCGAACCGGCGGCUGCCAGCGGCUCGGACGAACCGACCGACUCGGGCCGUUCGAUUAAUGACGCGUUGGAUGCACUGGACACUAUGAAGGAGCAGGACGCGGCCUCUGAUGCGCACGUGGCCAAGUCGGCCGCCCUUGACCUUGGCCAGAAGAUGUCGGCUCAGCUGGGAAAGCUGGAUUCGCUGCUGUACAAGGCGGACAACGCCACCUACUCCAUGAAGCACCAGACGGAUCAGAUGAAAAAGAUUGCCAAGUAA
Anopheles coustani is the source of this 555-nucleotide messenger RNA. RefSeq lists its product as uncharacterized. NCBI's taxonomy places the organism in Eukaryota, Metazoa, Arthropoda, Insecta, Diptera, Culicidae. The transcript is spliced from 2 exons. The coding region runs from base 1 to 555 and encodes 184 amino acids. The record is from RefSeq and is a predicted model, not a curated record.